Molecule: messenger RNA, 1793 nt
Organism: Drosophila innubila
Lineage: Eukaryota; Metazoa; Arthropoda; Insecta; Diptera; Drosophilidae
Gene: Atg18a
Product: WD repeat domain phosphoinositide-interacting protein 2
Exons: 6
Coding region: 204-1526 (440 amino acids)
Biological process (GO): protein lipidation; autophagy of mitochondrion; nucleophagy
Cellular component (GO): phagophore assembly site membrane; extrinsic component of membrane; cytosol
Molecular function (GO): phosphatidylinositol-3-phosphate binding; phosphatidylinositol-3,5-bisphosphate binding; protein binding
Source: RefSeq, a predicted model, not a curated record
AAUAUAAGUCUGCAUCCCUAGUGCGAAACAUAGCAAAAACAAUUGCGCGAUAGAAAUAAUUUUAGAAAAUAGCUUUAAAUAGAGUGUUUUAACUAAAGCAGCAUUGUAUUGUGUUGACGCAGAGGCUGUGUAAAGUUUUCAAAGUACAGCACAGGUGUUUUCGUUAAACAGAAGUCACACACGCUAAGACAGACAGCGACAAAAUGAUGAGCCUGCUAGGGCGACCCGAUGUGGAUGCGGGCGAGGUGUUUGUUAACUUUAAUCAAAACAUAACUUCCCUGGCGGUUGCCACCAGCGGCAGCUAUAGCCUGUAUAGUCUGGGUUCUGUGGACUCCACGCUGGACAAGAUCUAUCACACAAAGAGCGAUGAUCUGUUCCUGAUCGAGCGGCUCUUUGAGAGCUCCUUAGUGGCCAUUGUCUCCCAGCGUGCGCCGCGCAAACUCAAAGUCUGUCAUUUCAAGAAACAAAGCGAAAUCUGCAAUUACUCGUAUUCGAAUACCAUUUUGGCGGUUAAAUUGAAUCGUGAACGUUUGAUUGUCUGCUUGGAGGAAUCACUCUAUAUACACAACAUUCAGGAUAUGAAGGUGGUGCACACCAUACGCGAUACACCCUGUAAUCAGUUGGGACUGUGUGCGCUAUCAUCCUCGUCGGAUCAUUGUUAUCUCGCCUAUCCGGGCAGCGUGACCUCCGGGGAGGUGCAAAUCUUCGAUGCUAUCAAUUUGCAUGCCAAGACCAUGAUACCCGCUCAUGAUACGCCACUGGCGGCCAUUGCGUUCAGUCCGUCGGGCACGGAGAUUGCCACUGCCAGCGAACGGGGCACUGUAAUCCGUGUCUUUAGCUCCCAGGAUGGCAGUCGUUUGUUUGAGCUGCGACGUGGCCUCAAACGUUGCGUCUCCAUUGUCUCGCUCUCGUUCAGCACUUGUGCCGAGUACUUGGUGUCCAGCUCCAACACGGAGACGGUUCACAUAUUCCGCUUGGAUCGCAGCGCUGCCGAGAACAAUGAUCAUGGCAAGCAGUCUGGAGAUGAUUGGAUGGGUUACUCGUUUUUUAGAUUCUUGAGCAAAACGGUCACCAGCUACUUGCCCACGCAGGUGACCGAUGUCUUCAGCCAGGGACGGGCUUUUGCAUCGGUCACGCUGCCGGAGGCGGGUGUGCGACGUAUGUGCGCCAUCACCACGAUACAGAAGCAGCUCAGGCUAUUGAUUGCUUCACAGGAUGGCUAUUUAUAUGUCUAUUCCAUACCCUCGAUUGAGGGCGCCGAGUGUCAGCUAAUUAAGCGACAUGAUCUGCGUCUGGAUGAUAACUAUGCCAUGGAUGUCAAAGUUGAUUCACCUCAUGCUUCAGGUCUUAACAGUAAUGUUUGCAUUGGCGGUGCUGCUGGUGUUCCAAGUGCUGCUGCAGCCGGAGGCGCAGGCGGAUCUUCAGAGGGUAAAGCUACUGAUAAGCCGGGCAGUUCCAAUGCUGGCGCCAGUUACGCCUCGGCAGUUAAGGGUGACGAGCCAGCUGGUUCUUCCUCCUCCAAUUAGGUGCAAUUGAAACUCACUCACACGACACAUCAACAAUGGAAAACAUCAAAAGCAUAAAGCAAAAUGAAAGCAAGAAAACACACAACUCACUCCUCAAAGUACUAAGGACGACGGAUGGCUAAAGUGAUUGAAUUUGGCUCAUGCAGCUGGCUACGGUAGCUCCUGUGGCGUCAAAACAAAAAUAAUUAAUUAAUUGAAUAGGUCUUAGACUUAGCUUUUAACUUUAUCAAUGACAAUUCUUCCUCGGUUAAUAAGCAAAAAAUUCAA